This is a messenger RNA of Myotis daubentonii (Daubenton's bat), 759 nucleotides long. It is a transcript of the gene TNNC1, whose product is annotated as troponin C1, slow skeletal and cardiac type. The record is from RefSeq and is a predicted model, not a curated record. Lineage: Eukaryota; Metazoa; Chordata; Mammalia; Chiroptera; Vespertilionidae. Gene Ontology annotation, molecular function: calcium ion binding. Gene Ontology annotation, cellular component: myosin II complex.
CGCAGGGGUGGGCUGGGCCCGGAAUGCAGCCGGGCAGGGCUAUUUAAGCUCGGGGCCUCCUGGCAACCCCAGCAGCCUGCCCUCUGAGCCGACAGCAUGGAUGACAUCUACAAGGCUGCGGUAGAGCAGCUGACAGAAGAGCAGAAAAAUGAGUUCAAAGCAGCCUUUGACAUCUUCGUGCUGGGCGCUGAGGACGGCUGCAUCAGCACCAAGGAACUGGGCAAGGUGAUGAGGAUGCUGGGCCAGAACCCCACCCCGGAGGAGCUGCAGGAGAUGAUUGAUGAGGUGGACGAGGAUGGAAGUGGCACAGUAGACUUCGAGGAGUUCCUGGUCAUGAUGGUUCGGUGCAUGAAGGAUGACAGUAAAGGGAAGUCUGAGGAGGAGCUAUCUGAUCUCUUUCGCAUGUUUGACAAAAACGCUGAUGGCUACAUUGACCUGGACGAGCUGAAGGUGAUGCUUCAGGCUACUGGCGAGACCAUCACAGAGGACGACAUCGAGGAGCUCAUGAAGGACGGCGACAAGAACAACGAUGGCCGCAUCGACUAUGAUGAAUUCCUGGAGUUUAUGAAGGGAGUGGAGUAGGUGCCGACCUUCGCCCAGAGCUGCAGUACCACCUUUCAACUCCCGCUGGGCCCUGGGGUGGAGCGGCGGGCCGGGGUCCCCAGGAUGUGAUCCUGGCCGUGUCCUUGACUGAGGACCCUCCCUGGCUCCCUCCCCAGCCCUGUCCUAGGGAAUACAAAUAAAACUCCGCUUCCUGGA